Molecule: messenger RNA, 216 nt
Organism: Tetrahymena thermophila SB210
Lineage: Eukaryota; Ciliophora; Oligohymenophorea; Hymenostomatida; Tetrahymenidae
Exons: 2
Source: RefSeq, a predicted model, not a curated record
AUGGAAGAGUAUAUAAACUUGCGAGAGCUUAGCAGUAUUAUGAUAAUAAAUUUUAGGCUAGGUGAAAUAGAUAUAUGGGAUAGUAAAGAUGUAGAGGAAUUUAGGAAAAACUACUUUGAAAUAAACAGACUAUACUAAAUUGCAAAAAUAAAAGACAGCUACUCUCAUUUAGAUGACAAGAUAAACUAAUAAACUUAUGAAAAUUAUAAGAAAUGA